AUGAGUCCUGCAGGACUCAUUCUGGACACAUGGACCGGAGACCAUGUGUCUCAGCAGAACCAACAGAACGGUUCUUCAGCAAAAGUCUGGAGAACCGGUGACGCCACGGAGGAGCAAACCCCUCCCCGGGAACCACAAUUCCGAACCGGAAGUCCCCCGUCCUCCUCGUGCGCCAGUUUGACGCUUCAGGAUUCAGUUCGGGAGUUUUUGCGAACAGAAGCGGACAGUAAGAGCGAAGAAAGAAACCAGGGAAAACCCGGCAGGAGGAAGAUCCGGUCCUCCUCUUCCUCACCUCCAGACAUGGCCGGAGCGCUCAGGAUGACUGAACCUCAGUUCGUGAACUACGGAGACGACAACAUGCAGUUAGCAAACUUCCUCCCCUAUGACUUCAUUCCUCCGAUGGAGAUCAAGACGGAGCCGUACAUACCUGAGACAGCUCACGGCCCGUACAUCCAGAUCAUCGAGGAACCCAAACAGCGGGGGUUCCGGUUCCGUUACGAGUGCGAAGGCCCGUCCCACGGCGGGUUACCGGGGGCGUCCAGUGAGAAGAACCGGAGGACUUACCCGACCGUGAAGAUCAACAACUACGUGGGCCACGCCCGGGUGGAGGUCCAGCUGGUGACCCACACCGACCCGGCCCGGGUCCACGCUCACAGCCUGGUGGGACGCCACUGCAACGAGAACGGGACCUGCAGCCUGGACAUCGGACCCAACGACCUGACCGCCUCGUUCAGCAACCUGGGAAUCCUCCAUGUGACCAAGAAGGGCGUGGUCGAGGUUCUGACCCGACGGCUCCGAGACGAGAGGCGGAGACAGAAAGGAACUCACUGUCAGCUCACAGGUACACAACACACUUCACACCUGGACACACACAAGGACCUGGACACAGUCAUGGACCUGAAUAUUGUCCGUCUUCGCUUCACCGCCUUCCUGCAGGACAGCAACGGCGGCUUCACCAGGGCGCUCAAACCCGUGGUGUCCAACCCCAUCUACGACAGCAAGUCUCCCAACGCAUCCAACCUGAAGAUCUCGCGGAUGGACAAGACGUGCGGAUCGGUGCUGGGAGGAGACGAGAUCUUCCUGCUGUGUGACACACAGUCACAGACACAGACGACAUCGAGAUCCACAUUCUACCUGAGGGAACACAGACACGGUUGCUGGAGGCCUUCACUUCUCUCCACACACGGCACCCACAAGCAGGGGGAGGAGCCCAGAUGUCAGGCUCCGCCCCUCCAACGUCAGGCUCCGCCCCCCAGCAGGGUGAGGGUCCGCCCGGCUCGGCUGUGCAGCAGCAACUGCUUCGGAUCGCCAGAGAGGGACAAAUUCAGGGGAACCUUCCUGAACCCAAACAGGAAGGAAACAGAACCGUUUGGGGUCCCAGUGUUCAGUGCUUGGACCUGGCGAGGUUCUGGUUCUGUUCUGGUUCUGGUGUCUCUAACGGCUCGUCUCUCUCCAGGUUUCCAGUUCUCCCAGAUGAACGGAGGACCAGGAGGCGGAACUUUCUACACCGGAGGCUUCACAAACUUCCCCUCAGGGGGAGGAGCCCAGAUGUCAGGCUCCGCCCCUCCAACGUCAGGCUCCGCCCCCCAGCAGGGUGGUCCGCCUGCUCGGCUGCAGCAGCAACUGCUUGGAUGUGAGUGUUAUGCACCAGAAACGCCGCUCCACCUGGCGGUCAUCACGCGGCAGGUGAAGGUAGCGGAGGUGCUGCUGCGGUGCAACCACCUGCAGCAGACGCCGCUCCACCUGGCGGUCAUCACGCGGCAGGUGAAGGUAGCGGAGGUGCUGCUGCGGGCGGGGGCCGACCCCACCCUGGUGGACAAAGAUGGCCGCAGCCCGCUUCACCUGGCUGCGCUGGCCGGAGACACGGCCACGCUCCGCCUCCUGCUGGCCCACCUGGGAGAGCACCACGCACACCUGGUGAACACGCCGGACUACCACGGAGGGGCGGAGCCUGCGCUGACCCUGAUGCGUCGGCGAGGCGCUGAGCUGUGGCUGUGUGUCUGCAGGUCUGCAGCCAAAGUGGCCUGCACGCUCAUCACUGAGCUGAAGGCCGACGUCAACACCUGCACCUUCGGAGGAAACACGCCGUUGCACCUGGCGGCCAGCCUGGGCUUCCCCACGCUCUGCUCCAUGCUGAUCGCUGCAGGUGCUGAUAAGAACAUGGAGAACGACGCCUUAAUGUUUCAGCUGCCAGGCGGGCAGAGGUCAGAGGAGGCGACGAAUCAGCGAGGGAGGCUGAGCAGCCACCUGUCAGAAGGUAGCAGAGCUGGCGGGGCGCAGACCUGGUGUCCCUGGAUGAAGCUGGCCGAGAAGCUGGGCAUGGUGGCGCUGGUGGGCGCCAGGUCGAGGACGCAUGGGCUGACGGCCCUGCCGCACCUCCAGGCCAGCAUGGCCCUGCUGCAGCACUACAAGCUGGGUGGUGGUCCGGUUGAAGGCCUGGUGGAGGCGCUGCAGGCUCUGGGGCUGACGGAGGGAGUCCAGCUGCUGAGGAACACGGAGCUGCGAGACGACAAGCUCAGCUCAGACGCCACGGUGGACAGCGGCUUCAGCAGCCAGCCAAUGGAGGAGCAGCAGCAGGAGGAGAUGACCAAUCAAUGAGCAGCAGUGGCAUCAUGUGACCGCUGAGGAAGGAUCAGUUGAAGACGUGUUUGUUCUGCUGGAGGAGGCAGAAACGCUGCAAAAUGGAUCAACAUCACUCCCUUCAUCAUUUUCAUCCUGAGCUGAUUCACCAGAAACUGGAACUUUGACUUUUAUUUAUAUUGUAAUGUCCUUCGGUUUCAUUCGUCUUCAAAUCAAGACUAAAACUGGAAUUUCCUGGUUUCUGUGGGGUGUUUGAAUGCAGCACCGCCCCUUGUUGACUCACCUGUCAGGUGCAGAAGAUCAAUGAUGCCAAAAUUAUGUUUAAUGUUGUAAAAACCGAUAAAAUGUUUCCUUUGAGAAUAAAUGCUGUUAAACUGUG
Gambusia affinis (western mosquitofish) is the source of this 2959-nucleotide messenger RNA. RefSeq names its product nuclear factor of kappa light polypeptide gene enhancer in B-cells 2 (p49/p100) (gene nfkb2). The record is from RefSeq and is a predicted model, not a curated record. Gene Ontology annotation, cellular component: cytoplasm. NCBI's taxonomy places the organism in Eukaryota, Metazoa, Chordata, Actinopteri, Cyprinodontiformes, Poeciliidae. Gene Ontology annotation, biological process: innate immune response; non-canonical NF-kappaB signal transduction; regulation of transcription by RNA polymerase II. Gene Ontology annotation, molecular function: protein binding; DNA-binding transcription factor activity, RNA polymerase II-specific; RNA polymerase II cis-regulatory region sequence-specific DNA binding.